AUGAGCGACGACAAUACUGAGCAGCCCGAGGCCUUGCUGCAGCCCGGUCCGGCAGCACCGCCCGACAAGGCUGCGUCGGAGCCACCAGCGCGCGACGACGACAACUCAGCACAGAACACGCCGCUUCUGCAGACAUCCAAGACGUUCCCGGGCAGCAGCGCCAGCACGCAAGAGUACAAGCUCAAGGACAUCCAGUGGCAGGACCCCGAGACGCAGCGGCUGCGGGACGUCAAGAUUGUGACGCAGAACGAGAACGGCCCAUGUCCGCUCAUCGCGCUGGCCAACGCGCUGGUGCUGCGCGGCGACCUGAGCAUCGCCGGCGACCGCACCACGAUCAGUGCGACGGAGCUGGUGGGGAUGCUGGGCGACCAGCUCUUUGGCGAUAGCGCAGCGCAGGACGAGCGCACAGCGCUGAGCAGCGAUGACGUGCAGGUGAUUCUGCGGCUGCUGCCGACGCUGAGCACGGGGCUGGACGUCGACUUGCAGUUCUCGCAUGUGUAUGAUUUCGCGGCCAGCCCGGCCACGCAGCUGUUCAAGGCGUUCAAUGUGGACCUGGUGCAUGGGUGGGUGGUGGAUCCGGAGCGCGAGCACUCGGUGGCGGACGUUCUGAUGCGCGAGUGCCGCAACAGCUAUGAGGGCGCGGUUGAGUUUAUUUUUGCCGCCGAUGAGCUCGACGGCAUCGUCGGGAAGCAGAAGGGCUCCGGCCAGGCGCUGACCGAGCGCCAGCAGGUGAUGGUCCGGGGCGCGCGCGCCGUCAACCAGUGGCUCGACCGGUCGGCCACGCAGCUGACAGAGUUUGGUCUGCAGAGCCUGGGCACUCUGCUGCCUGCCCGCCAUCUGGCAGUGCUGUUCCGCAACAACCAUUUCUCGACGCUGUUCAAGCGCGGGUGCGGCGAGCUCUUCUUGCUCUGCACCGACGACUCGAUGGCUGGCGAUCAGCGCGUAGUCUGGGAGUCCCUGCGCGACGUCCACCAGACCACAUCCGAGUUCCUCGACUCGCAGUUCCGCCGCAUGGGCGAGCAGCAGCAGCAGCAGCAGCAGCAGCAGCAGCAGCAACAGCAGCAGCAGCCAGCAGGCGCCGCAUGGCAAGGAGCCGGACUUUGUCCACGAGGACAUUGCCACAACCACCGAUGCCAAGCAGCUGGACGAGGACUUUGCCUUUGCCCUGUCGCUGCAGGAGGAGGAGGACCGCCAGCAGGUGCAGCGCCAGGAGAAGCAGAAGCUGCAGGUGCGCCAGCAGGACAAGCUGCCGCCGGGCCUGGACGUCCGCCAGCGCGGCCAUCUGUACGGCGUGCCGGUCGUCACCAAGGAGAGCGAAAAGAAGCUUGCGCAGACCAUCUUCAGGACAAAAUCCGACGAGAACUUCUCCCGCCACAUGGCCGACACGUUCCUGCCCCACGAGGCGGCUGCAAAGAAGGCCAAGGCCUGCCGACCAGGACAAAUGUUUGGUAA
Linderina pennispora is the source of this 1452-nucleotide messenger RNA. Its product is annotated as DUF544-domain-containing protein. Gene Ontology annotation, molecular function: cysteine-type carboxypeptidase activity; K48-linked deubiquitinase activity; cysteine-type deubiquitinase activity. The record is from RefSeq and is a predicted model, not a curated record. The coding region runs from base 1 to 1452 and encodes 483 amino acids. Lineage: Eukaryota; Fungi; Kickxellomycota; Kickxellomycetes; Kickxellales; Kickxellaceae. The transcript has a single exon. Gene Ontology annotation, biological process: protein K48-linked deubiquitination. Gene Ontology annotation, cellular component: cell periphery; cytosol.